AGCAGCUGAGCAAGUCCCUAGGCGGAGGAGGUGGCGGCGGCGCCGGAGGGGGGCUAGGAGGGUUCCCAGCCCCCCGCCCGCCUCCCCCCAGCAGACUGCAAGCGCCCCGGGCGCUGGAGGAGCCCGGCCAGAUUAGUUUAUUGGCUAACAAGAGCCACAAACACUUCAGGCCCUGAUGGGGGACUCAGGAUCCAGAAGAUCGACUCUAGUAUCUCGGUUGCCAAUAUUCAGGAGAAGUAUUAGCCGCAGACACGACUCCCUUCCUUCCUCACCUUCCUCUGUUAAUACUGUUGGUGUCCACACCUCCUCUCCUUCCAGCACUAACUCCAGCUCAGGGAGCACAGGCAAGCGCCGGAGCAUAUUCCGUACUCCUUCCAUUAGCUUCCAUAACAGGAAGGGGAGUGAGCAGAAGCCCGACUCCACUAGUGAAAAUGUUGACAUCUCAAAUGGUGCCCAGUCUUCUCUCAGCAGUUUUCAAAAACUGAGCCUAGAGGAACACAUUAAAAGCCGAGGGAGGCACUCAGUUGGCUUUGGCAGCUCGCGUAGCAAGAAGAUAACGAGGUCUUUGACAGAGGAUUUUGAAAAGGGAAAGGAGCCCUCAACUAAUAAGAACGUCUUUAUAAAUUGUAUAAGUUCUGGGAAAAAUGAGGGCGAUGAUUCUGGCUUUGCGGAGGAGCAAAGUCGAUACUCCGUCAAACAAUCCACACGAAAACUUCUCCCUAAAUCUUUUUCAUCGCACUACAAAUUUUCCAAACCAGUUCCGCAGAGUCAGUCAGUUUCGUGUGUGCAACAGUCUGGAUGCUUGUUAGAGAUUAAAUCGUACGUCGAAAGCGAACCUCUAAUGGUGAAGUCCGCUCCGCUGUGUUCUGCUGAGACGACAGAAUGCGCGGGAAGCUCGUUGCAGUCUCCACAGCUUUCGGCAGACCUCACGACGGCCCAAACCCCCUCGGAGUUUGUAACCUUGACAGAGGAUUCUGUUUCGGAAGUUGAUGCACUGCCUGGCAGUGGAAAUGGAGUGCUGCUCGCAGAGGAUUUUGGCCACAAUGUCUCUACCUCUCAGAUCUUCCCUAAUCCUGCUGCUGCUCACGUGAGGAAAACAGAUCAUGUGGAAAGUACUUGCCAGUCUGCUGGUGUAUCUCUUGUGAGUCACGCAAGCUUAUGUAGCACUGAAUCUAAUACCUUAUUCAAAACCUCUGCUGCUAAUCAAACACAAGUAUCAUUGCAAGCCAAUGGACUACCUAUUACAGAUUCCAGGCACAUAGGAGAAAUUAACUCAGCAAAUGCAAAUUUAGAGACAUUUGCGUUGUAUCACAGAGACGAACUGGAGAUGUGCUCUCCAAAAGCACGGGGGUUAAGUGGGGACCAAGAUGAAAGAAUGCUAUCUAAGCACAUAAGAGAAACAGCUCCUGUAACGGAGUCUAUAUCAUAUUCUGAACCUCAGUCCUUUAAAACACAACAGGGAUAUGAAACAAACCAUUCUAAAGUUGAUCUUGCCAAUAGCUUCAGUCCAUACCGAGAAGGCAGAUUUAUUGAGAAACGGCUGAGAUCCUCUUCGGAAGGCACUGCUGGAAGCAGUCGGCUGAUCAUAAAACCGAAGGACGGAAACACAGAAGAACUUAGCAGUCUACGGAAGCAGAGAACAAGCUCAUCUUCCUCAAAAAUGAACAGCAUGGAUGUCUUGAAUAACUUGGGUUCUUGCGAGCUGGAUGAAGAUGACCUAAUGCUUGACUUAGAGUUCCUAGAAGAGCAACAUCAUCAUCGUUCUGUUUGCCGGGAAGAUUCAUACCAGUCGAUAGUCUCAUGUGCUGCUGUAGUACUUACCCCUGUAGAACCGACAGUGGAUACAAGGAAAAAAGAACAGACAAAAAUGCCCGAUGUGUCUAAACAGAACCUAUCCCUGAAGCUAUCAAAGGAUGUGGACCAAGGAGAAGCCAGGUACCCUCGUGUCAGCCAGCUGGCUGGCAGCCCGUCAGUGGAGUGGCCUUUUACUGGCCUGGAGGAAGGGGGAGGCAUUGAAUCUUUGCCCUUCAGGCUGAUGUUGCAGGACUGCACAGCUGUAAAGACAUUGCUGCUGAAAAUGAAGAGGGUUCUUCAGGAGAGUACGGACAUGAGUCCAGCUAGCAGUACCGCCUCGCUCCCGGUCAGCCCUCUUCCUGAGGAGCCGAUACUUUUCAAGGAUGUAAUAAAAGAUGAAUGCUCAGUGCUGAAGCUACAGCUGAAGGAGAGAGAUGAACUCAUAGCCCAACUUCGUGAGGAGCUGGAAAAAGCCCAGUGUUUACAGAAGGCUCUUGCUUCCCAAGCAGAUAAAUCCACUCAGACAGAACUUGUAGGCCAUGAUGCUACAUAUCAAAACAGAACGGGGAACCAAAGUCUCAACACAAGGGACAGAAAGUCAGCACAUACUCCCACCGAGGACCCUUUUAGAUAUCCAUCAGGCAACCAAGCAAUAGCCUAUGAAAGCAAAAGCUGUCAGCUGUCAAAUUUGUGUCUGAGUAACCUUUUGAAAGAGAAAGAAAUAGUGGACGUCAUCAAGCAUACUAGAGGUACAUAUGAAACCCUCGCUUCAGAGGUCACCCAGAAUGGUUUGGCCACCACUGCACAAAGUACAGCAAAGCCAGCAUCCAAGACAGACAGCUACCCUGUUUUUUCAGGCGCUCCGAAGGACCAAAGUGCUGUACCUCGGCAGCAUACCACUUUCACAGGGAGACUGGGACAGCCUCCGAGGGGACCCAUCUCUUUACACAUGUACAGCAGAAAAAAUGUUUUCCUCCACCACAAUUUGCACACAGCAGAGCUGCAGACUUUAGGUCAACAAGAUGGGUAACAGGGUUCUUGUAUUCUUACCGUGGAAGGAGAGUUGAUUAAACAGGAACGUAAACUCUUCUAGAGCUCAGUCUUAAGUUUUCACCUGCUGCUACCUUUACCUGAAAAAAAAAAAAUAGCAUUGUCUAUAGGUUCCAUACUUUCCCAUUUGGGACUGUGGCAAAGCGAUGAGCUAGAUUGUUAAAUAACUAAACUGAUUUGUUGUGCAAAAGUUACUAUGUGUGUAAUAAAUGGGACCAUUUGGCUGGCAUCGCUAAUCCAAAGUUAGCUAAAUUUUUUUUCUUUCUUGUCUCUAUAAGCCACUAAGAUCCACUGAAGUUCUGGAAAGCGGUCGUAAAUAGCACUGUGUACAUUUAAUAAUGUUACUGUAGAAGUAGAUGUGAGGAUUGAAUAGAUAAGUAAUUAGGAAACCCUCUUGAAUUCCAUAGACACUAACGAAAUGAAGAGUCAGAAGUCUGAGAACACUCUUUGCAGUUUUUUUUUUUUAAAUACAAUGACAUUUGCUCACUUGUAGAGGUAUGUUACCACUUCCUGCUGUAUGUAUUUUAUGGAUGCCUCAGGGCACCAGCAGAGGGAAUGACUGACUUUUUUCUUCCUUUAACAGUUAGGUUCAUAGAGUUUUACCAGGUAUUUGACUCAGUACCUGGGAUCCAAAUGGAGGAUUGCAGCUUGAUGCCUCAACCUUCCCUCCCCCCUCCCUUUUUUUAAACUAUAUUUUUUUCUACUAUUUUUGUGCUAUUAUAACAUGUGAUGUUGUGGUGGUAUUUGUUGUGCUUUUACAGACAAUAUAUCACUCGUGACGCAACAUGACAGCUAUAUGAUGCGUCAUAUAAUUGCAUUUCACUUCCCACACCAAAAUGGCUGGAAGUAAAUUUUACUUGAAUAGAAGCAGUUGUCUUAUUUCCCAGUCCAAACUACCCAUGCAAUCAGAAUUCCUGUAGACUAUAUCUUGCACUUAAUGACCUGAAUUACACUAACUCAGCAGGUUUGAUAGUCUCAAUGUAUUACGCACAAGCAAGAUGGAUUUAGUGCUAUUUGGCAUGCAGUAUGCUGGGCUUAUAGGAAUAUGAAAUCAUCUGAUGACACUAUAGAACUUAAAAGCUUGUCAGGAACAAAAGACCCUGUUUUCCCUUCUCAGAGGGCUUGAGAACAGGUAGCUAAAUCAAGUUACUCUGAACAUGUGGCAUAUACUAAACAUGACGCUUAGUUUACAACCUCUCUGAUGACGGGUAAUCUGUCCAAAUGAUAAUAGAUCGUAUAGUUAGUAGCUCAUAAAUAACCCAGCGCAUUUAAUUAUGAUUGAGACAGAUCUGAGACAAGUCACCUCUCUCUUUAACUGGUGAUUAAUAAUGAAAGGCAAGGGCGUAGCACAUUCUCACACAAAGAAUCAAGCACCUGGUGUGACUUAACUGAAGUAGGAUAUAAAGAAAAAUGAAGCUUCUGUAGCCAGUAAAAAUGCUGUAACUUUUAAAAGUAAGUCCAAAAGGCAUACAAAAUGAAUUAGUGAUACAAAUUUUACCUAGUGUUAAACAUGACCUCCAUUCAACUAGUUAAUUCUCAGAUUAAUAGGAAGGAUUAAUAGGAAGAUUGGUUAGGUUAUGAAACAACUAGACUCUGCAAAGCCAUUUCAACAGCCCAAACUUCCAGGAUUCUGUUUAUUGAGGAUUUUAAUUAGGGUAAAGUAAAUUUGAUGACAUUAUCAGAUGUUGAAGAGAGCAGGUUUUGUCUAAGUAUUCUAUAGUGGUAAUUUUAGGUGUCCAUAGCUGGAUACAUAUGAGUCAAGACAAACAUUUGCCAAACUUCUUCAUGCUUUUAUAUAUUUGUGUGUGUUGCUACUGCCAAAACAAAACAUGCAAAAAUUGCAAACACAGCUUCACUGAAUGAACUGUGGGUAUUCAAGACUUUCAGUCCUGCUUUGAAACUCAUAGUUUAAAGUCUACCAAAAAAAUUUAAAAUACUAGUAACAGAAUUUCACUAUUUAGUCAUGUUUUCAUCUGAGCAAUUUCUUAAGCUUAUGGUAGAUUGAAAGGACAGUUGGUUAUUGUCGACAGUACAUUUCUUGCUUAUCUCAAGAGUUGAUGUAUGCAAUUAUAUUUCAGAUCUGUAAAUAAACUUACAUUGUAAUCAAGGAAUUUUUUUCCAGGAUACAAAUGUGCUAUACUACAUUAAAAAAAAAAAAAUCAAUUUUAACUCAUGUACUGUAUCUAUAGUUGUUUUUUCCUGGAAAAAUGGACUUUUGGAUUACACUUUGUUAAAAAAUCUGUCUAUACCUUUCAAAAAUAACAUUUAAAUGCUACUAUUUUCUUGAAAAAUCUUUUUUAAAGCUGAAACUUAAAAAAAAAAGCUGGAGAAAACAGUUCAAUUAAAGUGAGGGAUAUUUUUUAAAUGUCAUCUUGAAGCUGUUUUGUAUCAGUAUUUUCAGCAUUGUUAUAUUAUUUGUAAUACUAAGUGUAAAUCUCACCCAGAGAAGGGUAUUAGCCACAUGUUAAUGUACAGUACAGCAGUAACUGUAAAACAGAGGUCCUUUGUUUGAUCCUCUUGUGUAUAUAGUAAAUCAUAAAGCAACAGCAUGUGGACAUUCUUUCAGUGAAUUGAUUCCUUUGUACUAAAAUCUCUAGUUUUUUAAGAGUUCCAUGUAUAAAAUGAUUUAUACAUUUCUCCAAGGCUGUACAUAUCCAAAGACAUGACACCAGGGGGAAAAGGCACUUAUUAUUUUUGCCACGGAUGUACCUUUUUUUUCUUUUCUUGAUGUUUCUGCACAACAAAGCAUAACUGUAAAAUUUCUACUGCAAAUUACUUCUUGUUACUUCUAGAUCUUUUCGUGCUGUAGAGGGCAUUUUAAGGAGAUGGAAAUCCCCAAAGAAAAGCUGUUUCCAUUUGAAUCAAUGUCCCAUUUUUGAAACAGUCAUUUGGCAUGAAAAACAUUAUUUCUGUGCCCUAAAUAUUUUUUAGUAAUUUAAUAGAGCCACAUCUCAAAUGCGGCAUCAACUCUGUAAUUAUCCUUUCUUCCAUUACUAGAGUGCUUCCACUUACAUGUUUGAACUGGAUGUAUUAUACCAUACAAAGCAUGCUAGGGCCAAUCUUAAUUCCUUUUCCUUCUACUAAGGUGGAAGGAAAACAUCUGUCCAGUACUGUACUCAUGCUUGGCUUUCAGAGUAGUGGAAAGGCUUUUGGUAUAUGCUUUGCACAUGAAUGAAGUUCAAACUGUAUGCUUUGUGCAUACUGGCGGGGGAAAUCUUUCUACCGUCCCCCCUAUCUAGGCUAUUUAGCAGCAUCUGAAAGCAUUCAGCAACAUUAAGACAAUUGAAUACCUACUGCCUUUUAGACACAGGGCAUCCGUUUUUACACAAAAUGAAACAGCUGGAAGAGAUUCCUUUUUUCCAGUUCAGACUGUUAUAUUUAACUUCACUGCUUUUCAUUGCAAAAGAUCAAGUUCCACUCAAAUGCUGGAAGGGCUUUCCUUAUGUGUUUUUUUUUUUUUUUUCUGUAAGUUUUGAAAGAGAGUAUUUCCAGACUGAAAAUAUUCAGAUGACUUUUGAAUAAGCAUAUGAAUGCUUACCUAGGAUAUUCAUGUUUGUCCUACAAUCUAAUUCCAGUCACUUCAGCAAGAUGAUGGCAAAGGCAUAAAUUGACCUUUUUCCUUUUUCUGAAAGCCAGUUUGGAAGCAGUGAUUUCUGGCUGCUGUAACUGAUUCCCUGUAUACUGUUAAAUAUACGGUAUAAUAUACAGUCUGAAAACUAAUGGAUAUAGGCUGUUUAAAAAUCAGUCCUGUCUUUUAUAUAACUGUUGUGCCAUUGUGCCUCCACUGAUUUGAUUAGUGUAGCAUCAUUGGCUUCAAAUAGACUAUACUGAGUUAAAUCACUUGAGGAUUAGGAUUGUGGCCUUUAGUCCAACCAAUCUCAGUAUAUGCUGUCACUGAAUUCUGAAAUCUUUGUUUAUAGAAAAGAUCAGAAAAGAUUUGACCUAGCAAAAUACCAGUUCAUAAUCUGUAUCAAAUGUACGAAUGUUUUUCCUUCAGGUUAAAAAGUGGAAAAAAAAAAAACACAAACAAAAAUCCCCAUAAAUCUAUGUAGGUCAUAAACAGAGUCCUCUGAUACAGUAGAGUAACAAUGAUCUCUAACAAAACUUUCAAAUAAUUUCCUGAAACAAAAAAAUGUAGUGGAAUCCUCUGACAGACAUUUUGGAUGAACAGAAGAUGUUCUAUAGUCUCUUUUCUUCCACCCUCCCUACUGAUGUUAGGUAUUUUGCCAGUCUUUCCUAAAUUGUUUUCAGGAUGAGGAUUUGCUGUUUGAAGCUCAUGCCAGAUGAAGUAGACACUACAGAGUGAGAAAGUACACUGAAAGAAAUGGUGGAGACUUUCUCCUAUCUUGGAGAAUUAUACAGCAUUAUUUCCAAUAUGCAUUUUAAUGUUCUGUGGUCAGCAAGAGGUUUGCAGACAUCCCUCAGGUGAAGAAUAUACUGAAGUCAUGCAGGCCGUAACUGCCUUUAAACUGAGUUUAAUCUAAUCUGGUGUCCUACCUAAGGCACUCUUAAGGUCAUUUGGAAACUUCAGCAGCUGUAGAAUGCAUCUUGCUGAUAUUUAGCCAACCAAUUUAAAUUUAAAAAUGCCUCGUAAGCUCUGUGUAUUUGGAUCUUUCCUGCUCGCUGAUUGUCCAACUUGUGAGAAUGUAUCAACCAUGAUGCAUAUGAUGCUGACUCCUUGUAUUACAAAAGACAUUGAUAUGUGCCCUCUCUGAGAGUUUUGAGAUUUGCAAUUUAUUUCCAGUCUAGGGCAACUUUCUGGAUUUAAUUAUCUUCACGUUAAACUUCAAGGGCCUUCUGUUGUUGCAAGGGUAAUUGGUAAGGGAACUUACUGAUGUAUUCUGUAAGUAUUUUGUAGUUAAUUUUUUUGAAUAUGCUUAAAAUGUCCCUCAGUAGCUAGUGGUUAAAAAAAAAAGAAAAUAAAUAUAACUUUUCCCACCGCAACUUUCCUAUAAAUCAGACAUUCUCAGUAGGCACAGGUGCCACCUGCAUUUUGUACUACUGUGAAAUAAUUUCAGACUGGCCAUUUUUGUUGGCUUCAUUAGCAGCAAAUUGUUAACCCUAGUUAUGUUCUUGUGCCCUCAGUCCUGUAAGUCCAACACACAGGGGGGACUGCUGGGGAUUUCUGAAGAAGUAAUCCUGCCUCUGUGAAAGCAGAGCAACAAUAAACUUACAUGAGGGUCUCUACAUAAUCCCUGGGGAUGAAAAACCUAUGCUGACCCAUCCUAACGAUGAAAGGUUUGUGAGAGGCUGAUGGAUCUGGCGAGUGUCUUAUCUGUUGGUUUCCCAAACCUGUACAGAGGUUAUAGAGCAGAGAAGAUUCCACAGAGCAGGUUUUUCUUGUGUAUGAGCAAUAUGAACUUGUAUUUUGUUUUGUGAUCCUCACUGUGUCUCUCUGUCUGGCAUUCACAAAUGCUUCCUUAGGUAAAUUUGUGUUGAUUAUGCAGACAGGUUGCUUUGUAGCAACGGAAGAAGUAGUGUCAUUUCCACCUUAAGAAGGCUCCACAGUAUUUUUAACAUAAACUCACUAACUUCAUUAGUAUAACAACUCAUUAACAUCAGCUCACUAAAAUGUUUAAUAUUUUCUCCCAGAAUGUUGUGCUGCUGCUGCUGGAGUAGUAGAUAGUAAAGACACUAAAAAUUUCCACUUCCAAACUAAAGGCUCUGAUACUGGUUGUGUAUCUUUGGGAUUCUAUCGACUAGAUGUGGUUAUGUCAGAUUUACAUCCAGCCAAAAAGAAUCUUAAACUUACUUAAGCACCUGUAUAAACUAAUACAUUGUGUGAUUUGAGCCUGCUUUUAUCAUGCUGAAAAAGCUCAAAUAGAGUAGCUUUUAAAUGUAUAUUGAUAUAAACAGUAGUAGCAGAAUUUUGAUUUCUUUUUAUUUUCCAUUAUGUCAAUGCACUUUAUAUGAGGGCUUAAUAUGAAUUAAAAAUUAGCUUUUAUUCUUUUUCUUCAUUAAAUUUGAUUUCAACAGGGCUCAGAAUUCUUUGCUUAACUUUAAGCAUGUGAACAAUCCCAUCAAAGUAAAACAAUCACAUCCUGAUUGUUUGAAAAGGUAAACAAGAAAAAAUAUUUUUUCUAACAUAAACAGUCUCAUUCAUAUCUAUUGUUUUAAAGGCAUGAUGUGUGAAAUAUAUUUUUCUUUAUAUAUACAUAUAAAUAAUUUUCAAAACCCUAAGACAAGUAGAACAGAUGAGAAACAGCUUUUCUGCUCAAGCUCCUUGUCCAACUAUACUGUCAGACUUUGUUUUCCAACUCAUUAACUUUUUUAAAAAAUCUAUUUCUUUUCCAUGGUUAAGAGUGCAAAAAGUAAUGGUUUUGUAUAUACUCUACACCUUGUGUGUAGGGAUGAUCAAUGUUACAAGGAAAAUAUAAGAAAUCAAAGUUCUUAAUCAUUGAGGCAUCUAAUGUUUAAGCUAGAGGCUCAACAGUACGUAAAAAUCCAUGUAAGUGGAGAACAGAUGUUUUGUAUCUGGUAAAAAUCUAAUGGAAGGGUAAAGGGCAACAGAUUGAUAGCUCUUUUUCUCUUCUGAGGGUGGCAGUGCAUAGCUGUUUUCUGUGAAAUACACUGAAGUAAUAUUUACAAAAUAAAUCUCUUGAAAUAAAAAGAAGUGAGAGAUAAAAUGAUCAUAUAACACCAGAAGGUGUGCAUAAGGGUACGUCCAUAUUUCGAUCAAAUAGCAUCCAAGUGAAUUUGCAACUUUUUAUUACCAUGGUGUUGAGUUAUCUUUAUCUAAAGGAUGAGUAUAAACAGAACAACACACUUGUGCUGUAAUUCAGAAACAAUUCAGAAGAAAAAGAUUGUAUCUUUAAAGCCUUGCACUUUGCGUAAUCAUUUUUAUCUAUCUGAAACAAGUUUGUAUAAUUAUAUUUUACACAGAGGUGGUAAUAUCCUUACACUAGGUAUAUGCAUACUCUAAGCAAUCAGUAGAUACGUAAGAUGGGAACCAGACCUUCUAUCAAGAACUCCGUUCAGUUUAUGUGGUCACUGUUUUGUUCCUACUUUCCAGUGAAGGACUAUGAUUGUUUUGGAAAAACUUGUACAGAAGUAUCUCCAAAAUAUUCUAUCUGAAUGAAUCCUAUCUGGCCUAUCUGAAAUUCAAACUGAUUUUUGGGAUACUUACAAUUAGGUCAGGCCUGAGCAUUUUUGAUAAUUGUCUUCAUUCAGUAAUAGACAGUGACCAUUAGAAAGCUUUAAACUUUUUUUUAAUGUGGAAUGUUUUAGUUUGAGUAUUAAAAUUAGACUGGUUAUAUCUGAUCAUUUUCUCACUGUGCACUUGUUUAUCUGUUUCUUGCUGUUCAGGAUGAUCAUUUUUUUUACCUACUGACCACUAUAAAAAUCAAAGGACUAGACAUUGACUUUCAUAUUAUAUGCUGAUAAACAUCCAUUUUGUUUCAAUAGCUGUAGGCUGCAAGGCCGUUUGUUGUAUACUAUUGAUUUACUUUUUUUGAAUGUAAUUGGCAAUAGCAUAGAGAAGCUUUGAAUUGGGGCUGUAACAAAGAGGAGAAAUGGAGGAAAAUAAUCACCUAAAGUUUGAGUAUAAAACAAUGCAAUAUUGAAAAGUAUGGAAAAGAGUACAGCUCUGUGGAAGACUUUACUAUGAACCUCGUUUAGGCCAGGAUUUCAGUUUGAAAACUUAGAAGGUAAUGUCAGUUUAAAAAGAAAGAUAUGAGAACAGUUUUUAAAGAAAUAGCAUACUUAAAUAGGUAACUUACUUAAAAUCAGUUUGGAAUAGAAUUUACAACAGUGAAAGUAUUUAGCCCAUGGUAGCUAACUUCCAGUUAAGUUCUGAGUAAAAAGCUGUAAAGUGUAUCUAAGAUCUGGUUGUACAAGUUCGUUGGUGAAUUUUGGUGUUUUUACCCUACGAAGACACAAAUGAGUUAAAUUCAAAUACUUACUUACCAGUUAAAUAUUGUUUAAUAUUUUAAAAUGUUCAAAGCAUAACUCUAACCUUUGAUUUUAGUGUCACAGCACUCCAGCUCCUCUGAUUUUUCUUUUAUAUGUGAAGGUUUUUUUAAUUGUUUUGAGCUUUUGUAACUUGUGUGCAAUAUGAACCUGAUUGAUUGUUUCAAAUUCAAUCUUUGUGCACUGACUGAAGAAGCCCCCCCCCCCCGCAUAACCUUUGAAUACAAACACUGUAGUGUAUGAACACUAUGAAGCAGCAUUCUGUUGGUUUUUUUUAUCAGAUUACUGGGGAUAUAAAUGUGGGCUGCUUUGAAGAUUUAUGGCAGCUCAUAAAACAGUACCACAGGAUUCUAUUGGUAUUAUUUAAUGGACAUUUGUGUUUAUUUCUAGCUGGCAUUCACUGUAAUUGUUUAAAGGCCAAUUAUUUUUGCUUUUCAGUUUGAUGGAAAAAUAAUAUUUUAUUUUUGAAUAUUUAAAUGGAAUUUUAAUUUUCAACCCCACUGUAGAGGUGAACAUUAAGAUAUUUCCAUGUUUAAAGUAAACAUAAAGGGCUCUUACAGUUUUCUUUCCUUUCUUUCCAAAAAAAGUUGGUUAAUAAAAAUCUUGUUAUUCUGA
This is a messenger RNA of Dromaius novaehollandiae (emu), 11367 nucleotides long. RefSeq names its product coiled-coil serine rich protein 1 (gene CCSER1). The coding region runs from base 176 to 2824 and encodes 882 amino acids. The record is from RefSeq and is a predicted model, not a curated record. The transcript has 10 exons. Lineage: Eukaryota; Metazoa; Chordata; Aves; Casuariiformes; Dromaiidae.